AUGGCGGCUCUGGGGGCUCACUUUGUAGGUAAUCAUCGCUUGCUUUCGGAGGAGGAUCGGUUUUUGAACCACCGUGUAAUGCGUAUCAGUCGGAGUGCUCGACCGGCCGCGAUUUCCUGCUGCACUGACUCCGGUGGCGGAAAAAUGUCCAUUAAGGCGUUAGCGAAAUUGGAAUCGAUAUCGAAAGCGACACUUCCGGCGUGUAUCGAGGGAGAGGAGAGGAGAGCUCUAGCGAUGAAGACCAUGGAACACUGGAUGCGGGAGUCGGUGGUUGAGAUCGUACAGAAUUUGAGGGGAUCGUCGUCGUUGCUGGCCGAGGUUUAUACGGAGGGGAGAGGCGGUGAGUUUACAUUGAAGAUAGGGAAGGCGGGGGCGGAGGAUUGGCCCGAGAUUAAAGAAAAAUGGAAGAAGGGUGAGACGUCAUCGCCUGAUGGUAUCAUAGUGGUGGAAGAGCUCAAGGAUGAGGGAGAAGAAGAUACAAAAGUGAAAAAGGAGGAGAGAUUCUGGGGGUUGAUGGUUCAGGGUAAGGGGUUUGAUUGUGCACCUUGCUGUUACGUUCUCAAGACUAACAGACCGAAUACCAAUUUGCAUAUUUCCUGCACAUACUUUGUUUUGAUCAAAGUUCAAAACUUCAAUGACUCGGCCAAAUCACAGAUAGAUAGAUCUUUCUUGGUUGAGUGA
Molecule: messenger RNA, 681 nt
Organism: Vitis vinifera (wine grape)
Lineage: Eukaryota; Viridiplantae; Streptophyta; Magnoliopsida; Vitales; Vitaceae
Exons: 1
Coding region: 1-681 (226 amino acids)
Source: RefSeq, a predicted model, not a curated record